AUGGAGUUCCUUGGUCAUGUUGUUUCAGCUGAGGGUAUUCGUGUUGAUCCAAAUAAGAUUAAGAAGAUAGUUGAGAGGAAGCUGCCUAAGAGUGUUACCGAGGUUCGUAUUUUCUUUGGGUUAGUCAGUUAUUAUCGUCGCUUCAUGGAAGGUUUCUGGAUUAUUGUUGCCCCUCUGACGAAGUUGUUGCAAAAGAAUGUUAAGUUUGAGUGGACUGAGGAGAGGCAUAAUAUGUUGGGUCUAUUACCAAUCUUCGAUGCACAAGACGGUAGGGUGGUUUCUUAUGCUUUGAGACAGUUAAAGACGAAUGAGCGUAACUAUCGCACACAUGAUUUUGAGUUGUCUAAACUAGUGUCUGCGCCAAAGAUUUGGCGUCACUACUUGUAUAGUGAGAGGUGUAUCAUCUACACCGAUCAUAAAAGUAUCAAUUAUCUCCUUACACCAAAGGAGUUGAAUUUGAGGCAAAGGCAUUGGGUUGAGUUCUUAAAGGAUUAUGAUUGUUCAAUUAAGUAUCAUCAGGAUAAAGUAAAUGUGGUUCCCGAUGCUUUAAGUCGUAAAUCGAUGGGUGAGUUGCAGGCUUUGUUGUGUGUGCCUGAGGAUUCAAGUUUAAGGAGUGAGAUUCUUUUGGAGGCACAUAGUGUGUCGUUUGUGAUGCAUCAAGUUUGUCAUCGUAUGAAAGUCGAACAUCAGUUUCCUUCAGGUUUGUUGCAGCAGAUUAAUAUUCCUGAGUGGAAGUGGGAGUGUGGAUUUUGUCACAGCGUUAACGCCAUCAUAGGAGGACUUUAUUUGUGUGUUAAGGAGACAGCAUAUAAGGUUAAGUUGAUUAGGGAGCAUUUGAAGGCUACUUUUGAUCGGAAGAAGUCUUAUGCUAAUUUGAAGCUUCGUGAGAAUGAGCAUGUUGUAGAUGACUUUGCGUUCCUGAAGGUUUCGGCUUGGAAUAAGGUGUUGCGAUUUGGAUGUAAGGGUAAGCUUAGUUCGAGGUUUAUAGGAUCAUAUGAGGUGUUAGGGCACGUUUGUCCAGUUGUGUAUCUUAGGUUUCUACAUGAGAUGGGGUAUAUUCACGAUGUGUUUCACGUGCCAAUGUUGUGUAGGUAUCGAUCGGAUCCCUCAUAUGUCACUUCGAAGGAUGAGGUUGAGGUUCAUACCGAUCUUUCUUACGAAGUAGAGCCAGUUAGGAUCUUAGCCAGUGAUGUGAAGGUGUUUCGUAAUAAGUUUGUUCCGUUAGUGAAUGUAUUGUGGCGCAACUGCAAUACUCAGGAGGCGAUGUGGGAGACAGUAGAGUCAAUGCGAACUUAG
Molecule: messenger RNA, 1296 nt
Organism: Hibiscus syriacus
Lineage: Eukaryota; Viridiplantae; Streptophyta; Magnoliopsida; Malvales; Malvaceae
Exons: 5
Coding region: 1-1296 (431 amino acids)
Source: RefSeq, a predicted model, not a curated record